GCGAUGAUAACAUGUUGACGCUAGCGGAAUAAUAUAAUAUGUCGACAGAAAGUGAAGACGAUUUUGAAAGAAAUCGUGACUCUUCUCCCAGCGCUAGUACAGAAAUAGUCAAAAAUACAAUGAAUCAAGGAGAAAACGUACAAGAGAACAACCAAGGACAAGCUCAACAACAACAGUCUCAAACGUCGAUUUGGAAAUCGAUUUUAAUGAGGAUGUUUGUGUUCUGGUUAAUCUCCCAAUUUUUCAAAAGUAGACAAAACACCAGCAGUAACCCAGCGGGCAUCAAGUCAUCGCACAAUCUCUUUCCGACUGGAUCACUUGUGGAUCUCUGGGUUUUUCUCUCUCCUGAUAAUGAAAUGUUUAAGGAAAAACCAAUAAAUUCAAAUAAGAAGUUGAUUUGGUUUUUAAAAGACCUAAAUGUUGGUAACUGGACUACGGGCCCUAACAAUGAUGGUUCUUAUGUAUUUCACUAUCAAGUGAAAACAUCUGAGGAAGUGCAGAAUAAUGGAUCAUUAUAUCUUCAUGCUUUCAUUACUAAGUCUGGGGUCUCUCCUGAUCCAAAUUCAAAUAAUCAUAAAGAACAAGAUGUAGUUGGAAGCACAAAAUUAAUGACAGUUUAUCGUAAAAGGAGAAUACAUCGAACAAAAAAUUUAUUGACAGGAGAAGCAGACAUUCAACGUGAUUCUAAAACUGGUGAUAAAAACACUCCAGUUGAAUUAAUAUCAUAUUGGCAUUCUAACCUUACAAUAAACCUUUUGGAUGAUCAAACACAAUGGACAAAAGGAAGUGUACCAUCUCCUUUAGAUGAAUUUAUCAAGUUUGAUGAAAAGACCGGUGGUUACUAUCCUGUAUUGUACCUCAAUGAUUACUGGAAUUAUUUUAGUGACUACAUGCCUGUGAAUGAAACUACUAAAAUUUUAGAUCUUUAUCUUACAUACUCGCCACUGUCCUUGUUCAAAUGGCAAAUGUAUGAAUCUCAAAGAAUGAGAAAGAAAUGGUUUGCUGUUUUUGGCGAUGACUUCCAGGACUCAGAGGAAGAUCAAGACUCAAUGAAGAAAACCAUGGCAGAGACCAAUCCAUAUUUGUUAGGAUUAACUGUAGUGGUAUCUCUAGUUCACAGCGUGUUUGAAUUCCUUGCUUUUAAAAAUGACAUCCAAUUCUGGCGUUCCCGCAAAUCACUGGAAGGAUUAUCAGUUCGUUCAGUUUUCUUCAAUGUUUUUCAGUCAUUGGUUGUGUUGUUGUAUGUUUGGGAUAAUGAGGCGAAUACGAUAGUUAUUAUUAGCUGUUUUAUUGGUUUGCUUAUUGAAAUAUGGAAAAUUAAUAAAGUUGUCGAUAUUAAGGUCGACAGAAGUAAUCCCAUAUACGGGUUUAUACCACGGAUUAAUAUAUCCGACAAGCAAUCAUAUACUGAAUCAUCUACUAGACAGUACGAUACGAUGGCAUUUAAAUAUCUUUCGUGGCUUUUAUUUCCUUUAUUAUUUGGUUAUUCCAUUUACUCUUUACUCUAUCAAGAACACAAAGGCUGGUACUCUUGGAUUCUUAGUAUGCUUUAUGGUUUUCUUCUAACGUUUGGUUUUAUUAUGAUGACUCCCCAACUGUUUAUUAAUUACAAACUCAAAUCUGUGGCCCAUCUCCCAUGGAGAAUGCUCACUUAUAAAGCAUUGAAUACCUUCAUUGAUGAUCUUUUUGCCUUCAUUAUUAAAAUGCCGACUUUAUAUCGUUUGGGAUGUCUACGUGACGACGUGAUUUUCUUUAUAUAUCUCUACCAAAAAUGGAUAUAUCCUAUCGAUUACAAACGGGUAAAUGAGUUUGGUGUAACUGGUGAAGAUUUGCAAUCUUCAGAUGUCAAUGACGAUGGCCAAGCUAAUGUGUCAAAUGAAAACUCUGAAAACGGAGUUGUUCAUGCCAAAAGUGAAUGAACUUUUUAGUUAAUAUUCUUGAUAUUAAUGCAUAAGACAAGCAUAAUCUUUGAAAUAGGAGUUUUAAUUUGUAGUGUAAUUCAUAAAAUAUUUUCUUUGGGCUGGUAAAUUUUCGAUAAGUGUCUGAUUGUUCUCAGGUGUGCAUAAACACGUGUUUACUGCUGUUUUACGACCAAUGAGUGAUGAGUAUGUAUUAUUUCCACCAAUAACAUUGCUGUUCUUAUAA
Messenger RNA from Xenia sp. Carnegie-2017, 2145 nucleotides. Its product is annotated as cleft lip and palate transmembrane protein 1 homolog. The record is from RefSeq and is a predicted model, not a curated record. Bases 39 to 1919 code for a protein of 626 amino acids. NCBI's taxonomy places the organism in Eukaryota, Metazoa, Cnidaria, Anthozoa, Malacalcyonacea, Xeniidae. Gene Ontology annotation, cellular component: endomembrane system; membrane. The transcript is spliced from 13 exons.